GAUACCGUGAGGGCGGGCGCGCGCAGUGCGUGUCGCUCCGCCGUGUGAAGAGCCCGCUCGUGAGGCCGUAACUGGCGUAUUUUUCUAACCGAAAAGUGAAAACACAAAGUCGCCACCAUGGACGCGAUCAAGAAGAAGAUGCAGGCGAUGAAGCUGGAGAAGGACAAUGCCAUGGACAAGGCAGACACAUGCGAACAGCAGGCUAGAGAUGCCAACCUCCGUGCCGAGAAGGUCAAUGAAGAAGUCCGUGAGCUCCAGAAGAAGCUGGCACAGGUGGAAGAGGACAAUAUCCGCACCAAGGCUGCCCUCGAACAAGCCAACAAGGACCUCGAAGAGAAGGAGAAGACCCUUACAGCGACGGAGGCUGAGGUGGCCGCGCUCAACAGGAAAGUGCAGCAGAUUGAGGAGGACCUCGAGAAGUCCGAAGAGAGGUCAGGCACUGCCCAGCAGAAACUUCUCGAAGCUCAGCAGUCCGCUGACGAGAACAACCGUAUGUGCAAGGUAUUGGAAAACAGAGCACAGCAGGAUGAGGAGCGUAUGGACCAGCUUACCAACCAGCUGAAGGAGGCCCGUCUCUUGGCUGAGGACGCCGACGGCAAGUCUGAUGAGGUUUCACGCAAGCUGGCCUUCGUUGAAGACGAACUCGAAGUCGCUGAGGACCGUGUCAAGUCUGGUGAUGCCAAGAUCUCAGAACUUGAAGAAGAAUUGAAGGUCGUAGGUAACUCCCUGAAAUCUCUGGAAGUAUCAGAGGAGAAGGCAAACCAGCGCGUCGAGGAGUUCAAGAAGCAACUGAAGACCCUUACCAGCAAACUAAAGGAGGCUGAGGCCCGUGCCGAGUUCGCUGAGAAGACCGUCAAGAAACUGCAGAAGGAGGUCGACAGGCUCGAAGACUCAUUGUUCAACGAGAAGGAGAAAUACAAGGCGAUAUGCGAUGACCUGGACGGCACAUUCGCCGAACUGACAGGAUACUAACCGUCCUAGUUGCUAGAUUAAGAUAAUACCGUCCGUUUAGUCCUCCAUCCAACAUACAAAAUAAUGUGGAUAAAAAAUACCCUACCACACUUUAUUACUACUAUUUAGAA
Messenger RNA from Hyposmocoma kahamanoa, 1082 nucleotides. It is a transcript of the gene Tm2, whose product is annotated as tropomyosin-1. Gene Ontology annotation, molecular function: actin filament binding. Lineage: Eukaryota; Metazoa; Arthropoda; Insecta; Lepidoptera; Cosmopterigidae. Gene Ontology annotation, cellular component: actin filament. The coding region runs from base 118 to 972 and encodes 284 amino acids. The record is from RefSeq and is a predicted model, not a curated record. The transcript has 7 exons. Gene Ontology annotation, biological process: actin filament organization; muscle contraction.